GUUUCCGAGACUCCGCCUUCCCAAAAUGGCGGCACCUCAUCUGUGGAGAACCGGCCGGGCGAAGAGUCACCCAUGAGGCGAUUUCCUCGCCGGCCUCCUUCUCCUUUCGCCCUUAGGCCGAGCGCGGGAGGAGGAUGCUGCCGGCUCUGGCCGCUCAGCGGAAGGGAUGGCGGUGCUUUUACCAGCUGCGGCUGCUGCUGCGGCGGCGGGGAGGCCUUUGCCCGCCGGUCUGUCCCGGCUGGCAAGUUCCCAUUAAACCUGGGAGACUCCUGGCCAUUCUGCCAGGUAGGUCUCUCCCUCAUCCCGCCAGUCAAGUCAGAGCUUAUUCCUCCAACGAUCAGAAGAACAGCACAAGAACUCCAGAUGCCAGUUCUUCAGGCUCAGAAGGCAGUGCGCAGAAAACAGCGUCCGCCCGAGACACUAUCAAUCAGAUUCCUUUCCCACAGCAACCAAUUCAAGUAAAAGUGAAAGCUGUGCUUAAAAAAAGAGAAUAUGGACCAAAGUACACAAAGAAUAACUUCAUCACUGGCGUGAGAGCAAUCAGUGAAUUUUGCCUUAAGUCCAGUGAUCUUGACCAACUUAGGAAAAUCAAACGACGAAGCCCACAUGACGAUACCGAAGCUUUCACUGUGUUUUUGAGAUCAGAAGUGGAAGCUAAGUCUAUAGAAGUCUGGGGAAGCCCCGAAGCUCUUGCUCGAGAGAGAAAAAGGCGCAUAGAAGCCGAAAGGGAAUACAUGGAAAAAUUAUUUAGAAGCCAGAAGUUGUUGAGAGAAUACCGAACUUUCCAAGGAGAAACUAAGCCACGUUCCCGUGCAUCAGCUAUAUUUCUGAGCGGUCCAGGAAAAGUGGUGAUGGUCGCUAUUUGCAUAAACGGCUUGAAUUUUUUCUUCAAGCUCCUUGCCUGGGUGUACACGGGUUCUGCCAGCAUGUUCUCUGAAGCCAUACAUUCCUUAGCAGAUACUUGCAAUCAAGCCUUGCUCGCGUUGGGGAUCAGCCAGUCGGUGAGGAUACCUGAUCAAAGCCAUCCGUAUGGCUUCACAAACAUGCGCUACAUCGCAUCCCUGAUUAGCGGCGUUGGCAUUUUCAUGAUGGGGGCCGGUCUCUCGUGGUAUCACGGGAUUAUAGGGUUACUCAAUCCUCAGCCGAUGGAAUCCCUCCUUUGGGCUUACUGUAUUUUAGCAGGAUCUUUGGUCUCAGAAGGAGCUACUCUUCUGGUAGCCAUCAACGAAAUCCGAAGGAGCGCCCGAAGCAAAGGACUCACGUUCUACCAGUAUGUUAUUCAGGCUUGCGAUCCGAGCACAAAUGUUGUGUUGUUAGAAGACACGGCAGCAGUUCUUGGCGUGACGCUAGCUGCUACCUGUAUGGGGCUGACUUCUCUAACAGGUAACCCCUACUAUGACAGUUUGGGCUCCCUGGGCGUGGGAACUUUGUUGGGAGUUGUGUCGGCAUUCCUCAUCUACACUAACACAGAAGCUCUGCUGGGCAGAUCCAUCCAGCCCGACCGGCUUCAGAAGUUGACUGAGUUACUGGAAUGUGAUCCUGCCGUGCGAGCGAUCCAUGAUGUCAAAGCUACAGAUAUGGGAAUGAACAAAGUGAGGUUCAAAGCAGAAGUGGACUUCGAUGGGCGCGUGGUCACUCGGUACUACCUGGAAAAACAAGACAUUGAGCAACUCCUACAAGAGAUCCAGCAGGUGAAAACGCUAGAAGAUUUAGAGGCGUUUAUGCUUAAACACGGGGAAAACAUCAUUGACACUUUGGGAGCAGAAGUGGACCGACUGGAAAAAGACCUCAAGAAACUGAAUCCUGAAGUACGGCAUGUAGAUCUGGAAAUACUGUAGCCUUCACGGAAUCAACUUCUUCAGAUCUCUCUCUCUUUUUUUUUUUUGGAUCAGCUUCUUGGGAGGACAGGCCCCCGCGGAAACUUCGGAGAUCUCCAAACGUCAUUACCUUUUUAAGUUCCCUGAUUUUUCACGCCGAUCGGUUUGCAUCCAGAUCGGCGAUGGCUUUCUUUUGAACCGGCUACUUAGAGCUGCUUUUACUGCCUCUUAACGUGGAUCUGUAGAACAUUUGCAACUAGACACUUUAAAUAAGUUAUUUACAUGUCCGUUUGGCGGGCGGGAGGAAAAUGUACCCUAUAUAUUUUAUUGCCCUAUUUCAGAUAUUUUUAAUGUGGUUUGCAGAACCGUUGGAAGACUGCGUUUCUGCUAGAGUCAAUUUGAGGAAUUCUAGUUUUGUAGUCUUUUAUCUGCUAUUUCUUUUUCUUUUCUUUUCUUUUUUUCCUCCUUGUCUGAAUUUGGUGUCUGCAGCGUUGCCCACUCUUGUUCUCCCUCAGAUGGUUUGAGAUGCUCACUUCCAACCUCUGGCUCAGUGUUAGGAUCUUGGCAAAGUCUGUAGCUUUAAACCACAUGAUCUGGACAGAUUUUUGGAGAUUUCCCCCCCCCCGUAUAAACCAUGUACAUAAAAGCUGCAGGUUUUGGAAUUGU
Molecule: messenger RNA, 2483 nt
Organism: Pantherophis guttatus
Lineage: Eukaryota; Metazoa; Chordata; Lepidosauria; Squamata; Colubridae
Gene: SLC30A9
Product: solute carrier family 30 member 9
Biological process (GO): intracellular zinc ion homeostasis; transmembrane transport; zinc ion transport
Cellular component (GO): endoplasmic reticulum; membrane
Molecular function (GO): monoatomic cation transmembrane transporter activity
Source: RefSeq, a predicted model, not a curated record